Molecule: messenger RNA, 1458 nt
Organism: Colletotrichum costaricense
Lineage: Eukaryota; Fungi; Ascomycota; Sordariomycetes; Glomerellales; Glomerellaceae
Exons: 3
Coding region: 1-1458 (485 amino acids)
Source: RefSeq, a predicted model, not a curated record
AUGGCCGACAUACUUGGAGUAGUUGCUAGCGUCGCAGCUCUUAUACAGCUUGCUCAUUAUGGUGAAAAGUUCGCAAAGGCUUUGCUCAACUUCUCGAAACAGAAUAGUUCUCCGCGGAGAGAAGUUGAUCGAUGUGCCUCUCAAGCACAAGACUUCUCGGAUUGUAUCAAUAUGACUCAUUUCACUCUCGAACGACACUUCGCAAAUUACACCAAGUCUCCUCUUCUUCAAUAUCUUUCAUCCCAAGGGAUACUCGAUCGGAUACUGAAUCGAUCGGAAUCAAUAGAAUGGCGGCUCGAUAAAGCAACCAUACGAGUCCGAUCACUUCUUGGGGGCGGAAACGCCGUUUUCAACUUUUUCAAGUGGUGGUAUCAGAAGGACAGUAUCCUAGAUCUAUUUCCAGAGAUGGAUUCUGUAAAGAUCAGUCUUCAGCUGCUUGUGUCCGCCACUCAACUCGAGGUUCUCGACAUGGAAUGCAAAGCUUCACUCUGGGAUACUGAGAAAUUCAUUUCGAAUGAGAAACACAUUAAUCACCUGAAAAAAGUCAUUAGAGGUAAUUUGAAAACACUGAAAAGACUAGAGGCCCAAAUUGAAAGAGCCAACCCACUCAUGCCAACGGAUACCUUCACACAUCAGACACAGUCCAACAGCUCUCUCUACGAGAUUAUGUUACCCUUAGGAAGAAGUAUGGUGAAAACUGGGAGUAUCCCGAAGCCCAAGUUCGUCUCAUCAGCGUCGUCAGAGUCAUCUACCAGGACCAAGGAGACCUACAAAUCUUCAUCGUCGGGCAAUUCCAUGCCAUCAGUAUCUUCAGCUCUUUCACGUGGAGCAAGCUCCCAAACGGAGGCAUGUCAUUAUCAUCACGAGGCCAUGUACAAGCUCGAACGCCGCUUGCAACAUGAGAGACUUUCACGCAAACAGUCAUCGUCGGCGAAGACUACGCCAUCAUCAACAACAGGCCAACCAGCUACUAAACGUCAUGUCGACCAUGGGAGCGGUGCAAAUUCGAACAUCCAGGAAGUAAAAACCGUCCAGGCAUCGCAAAGUCAACGCCAACAGCUUGAACCCCUUCACGAGAGAGUAAUCCUAGUGGACACUGCCAACCUUGAUAGGUCGAUUGUUCACUCUCAUGUAUUGCACAAGGGUAAACUUACUGACAAAAUCUUGACUGGCGUCGUUCAUACUACACUUGAUGUCAGCGUCAUCUCAAUUCUAGAAGCCAAGGGACUUGAUAUAAACGUGGUUUCGUGUGAAGACGACAAGAAAAUUGGAUUCAAAUUUGACCAAGGGAAAAUACAGACAUGUAUCGGCAUGGUAUCUGUAACCAUUGACCACAACCCUUCCCCUGGUUCUCAAUCGCUAAUCACACGCCAUAAAUUCUACGUUCUGGAGAACUGUCACCCCCGACUUAUAUUUGGAAAAGACAUUUGGGAGAUUGAGGAGACGUCGAAGCAAUAA